Chelonoidis abingdonii (Abingdon island giant tortoise) is the source of this 987-nucleotide messenger RNA. RefSeq names its product engrailed homeobox 1 (gene EN1). Gene Ontology annotation, cellular component: nucleus. NCBI's taxonomy places the organism in Eukaryota, Metazoa, Chordata, Testudines, Testudinidae. The record is from RefSeq and is a predicted model, not a curated record. Gene Ontology annotation, biological process: multicellular organism development; regulation of transcription by RNA polymerase II; neuron differentiation. Gene Ontology annotation, molecular function: RNA polymerase II cis-regulatory region sequence-specific DNA binding; DNA-binding transcription factor activity, RNA polymerase II-specific.
AUGGAAGAGCAGCCGGACAGUAAAAAUCACCGAGACUGUGCUACAACAACUACCAGCAGCAGCAGCAGCGAUGGAGAAAGCGUCCCCGUCUCCCCCAGCCACGCGCCGUCCUCGCCUGCAGCGCCCUGCAUCCUGCCCAUGCCCCACCACCAGCCGCAGCCGCAGCAGCACCGCACCACCAACUUUUUCAUUGACAACAUCUUGAGGCCAGACUUUGGCUGCAAGAAAGAGACGCUCCUGAUCGUCGGCGGAGCAGCAGGAGGAGGUGGUGGAGGCGGCGGCCGGGACAGCAGAGACCGAGAUCGCGGUCAGACAUCAGGUAGAGAAAACGUCAACCCACUGAUAACGAGGCCAUCCAACCCGUCCUCUCUCCUUUGCCCGGAUUCAAACUGUAACCCCGACAGCUCCUCCUCGGCGCCUCCUGCUGCAGCUGCUGCCUCUAAAGCGAACCCCGCCGCGGCAGCAGCGGUAGCAGCAGCGGUAGCGGCAGCCAAGCCACCCUCCGAAGGGAGUGGAACUAACCCGGCGAAGUAUGGGGAACACGCCAACCCCGCCAUCCUGCUCAUGGGCUCUAAUAAUGGAGGACCUGUUGUAAAGAGCGAUUCUCAACAGCCUCUAGUAUGGCCUGCCUGGGUUUACUGCACUAGGUAUUCAGACAGACCAUCUUCGGGUCCGCGGACCCGGAAACUGAAGAAGAAGAAGAACGAGAAGGAGGACAAGCGGCCCAGAACCGCCUUCACCGCCGAGCAGCUGCAGAGACUCAAGGCGGAGUUCCAGGCCAACCGCUACAUCACGGAGCAGAGGCGGCAGACCCUGGCCCAGGAACUCAGCCUGAACGAAUCCCAGAUCAAGAUCUGGUUCCAGAACAAGCGGGCCAAAAUCAAGAAAGCCACGGGCAUCAAGAACGGCCUGGCGCUUCAUCUCAUGGCCCAGGGACUGUACAACCAUUCCACGACCACGGUGCAGGACAAAGAGGAGAGCGAGUGA